AUGCACGGGCAUGGCGAGGAGGGGCUGAUUGUGGGAGUGUACGUCAACGACCUCAUAAUCUCUAGAGGGGACAUGGAAGUUCUUGGAAGAUUCAAGAGGGAGAUGUCAAAGAACUUCAAGAUGAGCGAUCUCGGUGUGCUUAGUGUCACAAUCUGCAAUAUGAUUGUGAUUCGAAUCACGACGCCGCACGAUCAAGAAGGCAGGACCGUGACACUUAGCUGUUACCUCAACAUUGAAGUACAACAGAGUACUGCCAGGAUCACCAUUUGCCAAAGUGCGUAUGCGAAGAAGCUGCUGGACACAGCUGGGCUAGCGGACAGUAACCCUUCAAGGACACCAAUGGAGGCCCGACUCCAGUUAAGGAAGGCCGACACUACGACGGCAGUGGAGGCCACCAAUUACCACAACAUUGUCAGGAUCCUGCGCUAUCUGGUAAACAUACGCCCUGAUCUUGCUUAUUCCGUUGGAUACAUCUGGGGCUUAUCAAGAUUGGCUUCAUCUGAACAGAGGAACAACUUGGAGACAUUUUCACUAAGUCCCUGCUCCAAGCCCUCACCACCACACCAUGGCCACCAUAAUGUGGCUGCUCCAAGCCCUCACCAUCACCAUCACCACCACCACAGUCCUACGCAGUCCAAGUUCAAUGUCAUCGAAUCUGCUGAAUCUCAUGAAAGCCUAGCUCCUGCACCAACUCACCACGACAGCCACCACAAAGCAGCCGCUCCAGGCCCACAUCAUCACCACCGCCACCACCACCAUCACCACCAUGCGCCUGCGCAGUCCAAGUUCAAUGUCAUCGAAUCUGCCGAAUCUCAUGGCAACCCUGUUGUUGCACCAACUCAUCAUGACAGUCACGGUGCAUCAAGCCCUCACCACCACCGCCAUGGCCACCAUCAUGUAGCUGCUCCAAGCCCUCACCACCACCACCACCACCACCAUGGCCACCAUCAUGUGGCUGCUCCAAGCCCCCACCACCACCUGCCUACGCAGUCCAAGUUCAAUGUCAUCGAAUCUGUUGAAUCUCACGGCAACCCUGUUGUUGCACCAACUCAUCAUGGCAGUCACCACCAAGUAGCUGCAUCAAGCCCUCACCACCACCACCACCACGGCCACCAUCAUGUAGCUGCUCCAAGCCACCCCCACCACCCCCACCACCCCCACCACGCCCACCACAAAGAAGGUGCCCCAAGCCCUCACCACCACCACGCCCACCACAAAGUAGCUGCCACCAUAUAGUCUUAGAAGUCCCAUUAACAUCCAUUGUAAUGGACUUAUUUUUCUUUUAAAAUAAACCUAUUACUACGGAUAUG
Molecule: messenger RNA, 1310 nt
Organism: Cucurbita maxima (winter squash)
Lineage: Eukaryota; Viridiplantae; Streptophyta; Magnoliopsida; Cucurbitales; Cucurbitaceae
Product: histidine-rich glycoprotein-like
Exons: 5
Coding region: 1-1236 (411 amino acids)
Source: RefSeq, a predicted model, not a curated record